Cucurbitaria berberidis CBS 394.84 is the source of this 682-nucleotide messenger RNA. RefSeq lists its product as uncharacterized. Lineage: Eukaryota; Fungi; Ascomycota; Dothideomycetes; Pleosporales; Cucurbitariaceae. The record is from RefSeq and is a predicted model, not a curated record. The transcript has 2 exons. Bases 95 to 622 code for a protein of 175 amino acids.
CGUCGCUGAGCCCGCGCCUGCCGUACAAGACCCAGGACAUACACAGCACGACCGGGAGCAAGCCAUCGAAGGAGAAGAUGGGGGUAAGCCCAAGAUGAUACUCAUCGACAACCUCGCAAGCGUCAUCAACCCGCUGCUCAAAAAAGACUACAUCCAAGCAAACACCCUAGCAUCGACAUUCCUCACGGCCCUCACCCGCCUAACACAUUCGCACGGCCUGCACACGCUCCUCCUCAACCCAACUUCCGCCCCACGCUCCGCUUCAGCACCACUGCACCCGCCCCAGAACCCAGGCCAAGUAGCUCCGCCUCCUCCACAACGAGCUCAACACCCGCCCCAGCCACCUUCUGUAUUUGCGAGCAACACCGCUGUGCCGAACUUGAUGAACGUGCUUGGCCGACAUGUGGAUGUGGGGUUGUUGGUGACGAGGGUGCCAAGACGGAAGUUAGAUGCUAGGGUAUUUUACAGUGAUGGUGGGGGGUCGAAUAGGGGGAGUACAGUGAGGCAGGGCAAGGGUCCUGAGAUGAUUGGCGUCAUGGAAGUCAUGAGUGAUCGGUGGGGAGGCAGGGUCGGGGCGUGGGGCACGUUUGUAGAGAGUGAGAACGGGUUAAAGGAUGUUUAAUUCUCCUUGAGGAUAUCAAGACUUCAUCGAGUCUUCAAGAGUAAACGCUUCAUCUCCUGA